AUGCCUGCGGCCACAGCAGAUCUCCACAGUCCAGCUCGAACACCUAGUGGCAUCAUAAAGUUCACCAACUGCCGCUUGGCCAGAAACAAGAGGCUUACUGAAGAAGACCUGUGGCUAAGUUCUAUCACGGGGAAAAUCCUCAACUGCCAAGAAGCGUUCUACGAGCACCGAGCCAGCCCAGACCGCACAAUCGACCUAGGUGGUCGGAUAGUCUCCCCAGGCCUCAUCGAUGUACAGCUGAACGGCGGCUUCGGGUUCGACUUCUCGGUCGCCCCAGAAGAGAUCACCACAUAUGCCAAGGGCGUUGCACGGUUGAAUAGACAGCUUAUCAAAACAGGGGUUACGGCCUACCUGCCAACGCUGACUAGCCAGAGGAGCGAGGUGUACCACAAAGUCCUGCCUCAUCUCGGUCCAUCUGGCUCCCGCCGCAACCCCUCUGACGGGGCCGAGUCUCUUGGAGCCCACUGCGAAGGGCCCUUCCUCAACCCCGUCAAAAAGGGUAUUCACGACGCCUCCAUUUUCCUAGACGCGCCGUCCGGCUUCUCCUCCCUCUCAGCCUGCUACGGUGCCCCCAGCCUGCUCCGUCCAACAUCCCCGAUCAAAUGCAUCACGCUCGCCCCCGAGAUCCCCGGCGUCCUCUCCUGUAUUCCCGCGCUCGUUGAUCUCGGCAUCACCGUAUCGCUCGGGCACACCGACGCAAGCUUCGAAGAAGCCUCCGCCGGCAUCUCCGCCGGCGCAUCCAUGAUAACGCACCUCUUCAACGCCAUGCGGCCCCUGCACCACCGUGAUCCCGGCAUCUUCGGCCUGCUGGGCACGACGCCUAACUCUGCCACCGCCAGCACCACCGGCGGUGCAGGGCCAUCAGCGAAACCUUUCUUCGGCUGCAUAGCCGACGGCGUGCACCUACACCCCACGACCGUCGCUUUAGCCUGGUCUGCGCAUCCGGACGGCUUCAUCCUAGUCUCCGACGCGAUGGCACUUGUAGGACUGCGGGAUGGGACGUAUGACUGGACGAACGGGGCUAAAAUCAGGAAGGAGGGGUACGUGCUUACGCUCGAGGGGGAGGAGAAGAUUGCUGGAAGCGCGGUGACGCUGGUGGAGUGCGUGAAUAACUGUUUGAACUGGAGCGGCGCGAGCGUUGCGGAGGUGCUGGGCGCAGUGACGGCGACGCCGGCGAGAAUGUUGGGUUUGGAGGGGAAGGGGUGUUUAGAGCCGGGGGCGGAUGCGGAUUUGGUUGUGUUGGAGGAAAGGGUAAAUGACGGUGGUUGGAAGACGUUGGAAGUGGACCAAGUGUGGAAAUUUGGGGUGAAGGUCUUUGAUAAAGAGCAGGAGUAA
Coniosporium apollinis CBS 100218 is the source of this 1335-nucleotide messenger RNA. Its product is annotated as N-acetylglucosamine-6-phosphate deacetylase. The coding region runs from base 1 to 1335 and encodes 444 amino acids. Gene Ontology annotation, molecular function: N-acetylglucosamine-6-phosphate deacetylase activity. Lineage: Eukaryota; Fungi; Ascomycota; Dothideomycetes. Gene Ontology annotation, biological process: N-acetylglucosamine catabolic process. The record is from RefSeq and is a predicted model, not a curated record. The transcript has 2 exons.